Zalophus californianus (California sea lion) is the source of this 1319-nucleotide messenger RNA. RefSeq lists its product as uncharacterized. The record is from RefSeq and is a predicted model, not a curated record. NCBI's taxonomy places the organism in Eukaryota, Metazoa, Chordata, Mammalia, Carnivora, Otariidae. The coding region runs from base 22 to 729 and encodes 235 amino acids. The transcript has 2 exons.
GCGGCGAAGGCUGGGCUGCGAAUGAGUGGGCGCCGGGCGAGCACAGAGGAGCGCGGAGCUGGGCGCCUGGCAGCAGGGCGCAGACUCCGAGCGGCGGCGAGAGAAAGAGAGGGAGCUUCCCGCUGCCAAGGGACCUCCUCUGCCAGAGAACAGAGACCCCGCCCGGGCUCGGGCAGUACUGCACUGGGGCUCGCUCCAGCCGGGCCUGGCGCGCUCGCUAGGCCGCCCUACAAAGCUGGCCGAGAGCUCCGGGACCCGCCCGCCGCCGCCGCCGCGGCCGCCGCGGCCCGCCUCCCGGUGCCGGCCCGCGGUCCAGAGACACGCCAGUGCAGGAAGGCCAGGCCAGCCUCCGCACCAGCUGCGCACCGACCGCACGUGUUCCGAGGGAGGGCCUCCUGGCCCCCCGACCUAAGCCCCCGGCCGCCCAGCCUCUUCCGGGCUCGCGCCGGCUCCCGGGAAAAAGAAACCCAGUGCCCCGCUAGCCUUGCAGGUGCUGGGGACACGUGGAAAGGUCACGCCGGCUCCCGCAUCCAGCCCUGGCCGAGCCGUGGCCCCAUCUUCCGCCGACUGCGUGUGCUCCUGUCUCCCUCUGUCUGUUUCAAACAUAGACGCAGCCCUUUCGGUUUUAUCUUCUCGGUGAGCUUAACCGGGAAGCCUAGGAUAGCGCAAAGAGAACAGAAAGUUCCCCCUCCAGGAGCCGAGUGGGGUGAAACAGCAGCCACAGGUUAACCUCGUUAAGAAAGAAUUUGCGGAAGCGACGCUGCGCUCUCUUUACUCCUCCUCCUAAUAAUCUCAUAAACCAUACUGCGCUCAAUUGUUUAAACAAGGUGCAACUUUUUCUUUUUCUCUUUGCAUCUUGAGAACAGUGCCAGGAUGUGUCACGCAAUGGGAUUGAGACACUAACAUUUACCUAAGCCAAGAAGAAAAAAAGAAACACUUUCAAUGGAUUAAAACCCAUCCUUUUAAGUGCCAGGUUUCCAAAGUAACUGCAGACAUGGCAUUAUGCUAUACAAAUGAUGAUUAAAGUGGGAAUACGGGUAACCAUCACCCUUAUUUACGAUCAUCUUGCCCACUCCUAGAAAACUUUUAAUAGGUUAAAAAUAAAACAUUAAUUAAUCUAAUGUGAUCUAAUUCAGGGUUCUAGUUUUGAAGUAUAAGAAAUUCGAAAUCGAAACUUUGAUUCCUCCUCUUCCCUCCCAAAGAAAAGCUUGCAGGAAAUCCGCCCAGCAGUUUUCUAGGGGAAAUGAAUCAGAAGAAAAGGUAGCAGUGUGUGCUGCCUGGAGGAAGAAGAGACAUAUUUAGAUAAUGGCUUCCAUGGG